UCUACAAUUCAUAAACCUAUUCUUCUGAUACUGCAGAUGUUCAUUUCACCUCUCGUAAUAUUAUGUGGUGACACAACUUUAGCCAAAAGCUUGGGUCAAUCUUCAUUUCCCAGCAACUUUCUCUUUGGAACUGCCUCAUCUGCUUAUCAGUUUGAAGGUGCUUAUUUAAGCGAUGGUAAAGGUUUGAACAACUGGGAUGUGUUCUCUCACAAACCAGGUAACAUAAUUGAUGGAAGUAAUGGAGAUCUUGCAGUGGAUCAUUAUUAUCGGUAUAUGGAAGACAUAGAGUUGAUGGGAUCGCUAGGAGUGAACAGUUAUCGCUUCUCAAUAUCAUGGGCUAGAAUCUUACCUGCGGGCAGAUUUGGAGAAGUUAAUUUGGCUGGAAUUGACCACUAUAACAAGCUCAUUGAUGUUCUCCUACUUAAAGGGAUCCAACCAUUUGUUACUUUAAACCACUUCGAUAUACCUCAAGAACUUGAGGAUAGGUUUGGAGGAUGGCUUAGUCCGGAAUCACAGGAAGAAUUUCGACAUUUUGCUGAUACUUGUUUUAAAUCUUUUGGGGACCGAGUGAAGUAUUGGGCAACCUUCAAUGAGCCAAAUCUCCAAGUCACAAGUGGUUACCGCUCAGGUAUAUAUCCACCAGCUCGUUGCUCAAGCCCAUUUGGAAAUUGUAACGAUGGGGAUUCAGAGAAGGAGCCGUUUGUAGCAGCCCACAAUAUUAUCCUAUCACAUGCAGCUGCAGUUGAUAUUUUUCGAAGCAAAUACCAGAAAAUACAAGGAGGUAUGAUUGGGAUUGUCUUAUAUGCUGCAUGGUUUGAACCUAUUAGCAACUCCACAGCAGACAAGUCAGCUGCUGAACGAGCUCAAUCCUUUUUAACAAACUGGAUCUUGGACCCAAUUAUAUUAGGGAGAUAUCCAUCAGAGAUGAAUGACAUUCUUGGAUCCAACUUACCAGAAUUUUCAAACAACGACAAGGACAAACUGAGGAACGGAUUGGAUUUUAUUGGCAUCAACCACUACACCAGUUACUAUGUCCAAGACUGCAUCUCCUCCAAGUGUGAGCCUGGACCAGGGAUUUCCAAGACAGAAGGUUUUUACCUACAGAGUUCACAAAGAAAUGGUGUCCCCAUUGGAGAAUAUACUGAUCUAGAUUGGUUAAAUGUUUACCCGCAAGGAUUGGAGAAAACCAUUACCUAUAUAAAGGAAAGAUAUAAUAAUACACCCAUGUUCAUUACAGAAAAUGGGUAUGGCGAAGUCUACAAUCCAAAUUCCACCAUUGAAGAUUUCCUCCAUGAUGUCAGAAGAGCGAACUACAUAGCUGGCUAUCUAGAUGCACUAUCGGUGGCAAUAAGGUAAUGAACAUGCCAACAUGCUGUGCCAUC
Molecule: messenger RNA, 1382 nt
Organism: Quercus lobata
Lineage: Eukaryota; Viridiplantae; Streptophyta; Magnoliopsida; Fagales; Fagaceae
Product: beta-glucosidase 46-like
Exons: 11
Coding region: 37-1356 (439 amino acids)
Biological process (GO): carbohydrate metabolic process
Molecular function (GO): beta-glucosidase activity
Source: RefSeq, a predicted model, not a curated record